Gryllus bimaculatus (two-spotted cricket) is the source of this 1356-nucleotide messenger RNA. The record is from the annotation of a GenBank genome assembly. Lineage: Eukaryota; Metazoa; Arthropoda; Insecta; Orthoptera; Gryllidae.
AUGCAUAUAAAUAAUGCUCCAGUGCCAUUGGGCGCCUGGUCUGGCGUGAGAGAUGCCAUCGAACCUGGCAACCAGUGCGUGCAAUACGAUGGAUUUGCUAAGGCCAUCGUGGGAGAUGAGGACUGUCUCUUUCUCAAUGUCUUCACCCCAUGUCUGAGUUCUGAGAGUGACAAUGGCACUUCACUUGCUGUACUCUUUUGGAUUCAUGGCGGAGGAUUCUUGAGUGGGUCCAGCAAUAUGUUUCAGCCCGAUCCGUUCAUGGAUAAUGGAGUGAUUCUUGUCACUAUCAACUACCGUAUUGGGCCGUUGGGUUUCUUGGGUCUUGAUACGCUGGAAGCACCAGGCAACGCUGGACUAAAGGAUCAACGGAUGGCUCUGCUCUGGGUGAAAGAGAAUAUUUCGGUGUUCGGUGGGGACCCUAACAACAUCACUCUCUUCGGACAGAGUGCAGGUGGAGCUUCAGUGCAUUUUCAUGUCUUGUCACCUCUAUCCAAAGCGCGCGACCCCGCGGGCCGGGCGCGGCGCGUGGCGCGGGCGGCGGGGUGCGACGCCCGCACCGCCGGGGAGCCGGCGGCGCUGCUGCGGUGGCUGCGGGCGGCGCCGGCGCCGGCGCCGGCGCUGGUGGCCGCGGCCGACGCCGCCAAGACGCCCGAGGAGCGGCGCCGGGGCGUGCUGUUCGUGCUGGUGCCGUGCGUGGAGCCGCCGCACCCCGCCGCCUUCCUCCCCGCGCGCCCGGAGGAGCUGCUGCGCCGCGCGGACGCCUCGCGGGUGCCGCUCGUCUUCGGCAUCACCACGCACGAGGGCAUGCUCAAUCUGCCAGUCAAACUUCUAAGAGCGCUUGCCCAUUCAGUGCGGGGGGCGGAGGGGUUGGCGGCGGCGGAGGCCCAGGCGCUGGCGGAGCUGGCCUCGCACCUGGAGCGGCUGCUGCCCGACGACUUGGACCUCCGCCGCCCGGAGCGCUCGCGUCGGCUGCUCCGCCACGUCAAGGACUUGUACUUCGACGGCCAGAAGCUCUCGGAGGACACGCUGGAAGGACUCGUCAAUCUUUACACCGACGUCAAUUACGCGUCUGGAAUACUCCGUGCGGCUGACGAACACUCCCGUCUAGGGUCGCCCGUGUACCUCUACGAGUUCGCCUUCCGCGGCCUCCUCAACUUCGUGGGGGCAGCCCUGCGCAGCAAGGUGCAGGGGGUGUGCCACGGCGACGAGCUUGCCUACCAGUUCCGCAUCCCGGGGCUGCCCGACCCGGCACCCCACAGCGCCGAGGCCUUAGUUCGGCGGCGCAUGGGGAGGCUGUGGGCUAACUUCGCAACGACUGGGCAAACAGAAUAUAAACUUAUGAAAAGGCGAUGGUAA